AUGAAUCAUAACAACACUUCAAUCGACAAUGUCGACAAGGAGAAAGAUAGAAUCGGCGACAUGAACGCCUCGGACACCAGCAUACCUGUUGAGAAGGAGGCACCUCCAGGAGUCGUCGUGAAUACCGAACAACCUCCCGCAGAUGUCGUACCUGCAGCACAACCGCCACCAGCACCCAAUGGCGGCUAUGGCUGGGUUUGUGUCGUUUGCGUGGCUCUAAUCAAUGGUCAUACCUGGGGUUUGAAUUCUUCAUACGGUGUCUUCCUUGCAUACUAUCUGGCCAACGACGUUUUUCCUGGCGCAACUUAUCUGGAAUUCGCGUUCGUUGGAUCACUGUCGAUUGCAUGUGCAUUGCUUGUCUCACCAGUGGCUACCAUCUUCACGCGCAAAUUCGGAACCAAGACUACACUGUUCACCGGAGUGGCAUUUGAAACUGCAAGCCUGAUUGGUGCAAGCUUUGCGAAACAGAUAUGGCAACUUUUCCUGAGUCAGGGCGUUUGCUUCGGCUUCGGCAUGGGUUUCUUGUUUGUCGGAUCUGUAGGUAUUGUCCCCCAAUGGUUCACCACGAAAAGAAGUCUGGCAAAUGGCAUCGCUACGGCAGGCUCUGGUUUGGGCGGCUUGAUCUACUCACUGGCGACUGGUGCUAUGAUCCCGAGUAUCGGAUUGGCUUGGGCUUUUCGAGUUCUAGGCAUUGUAGCAUGUGUUGUCAACGGUGUAUGUGCUAUGCUGGUGAGAGACAGAAACAAGGCAAUUGGCAGUUCACAGUUGGCGUUCGACGUGCAGCUUUUCAAACGGACCGAGUAUUUGUUGUUGCUGGCAUACGUUGUCCUGCUGUUCAGUUUAGCAAACUUCGCUCGCAGUGUCGGCCUUACUGCCUCUCAAGCAUCAACUGUCUCAGCAAUCUUCAACCUCGGACAAGCCCUCGGUCGUCCACCAAUCGGAUACUUCAGUGACAAUAUUGGCCGCAUCAACAUGGCUACCCUCAUGACUUUUGUGUCUGGCCUCUUUGCCCUCGUGAUCUGGACAAACGCANAAAGUUUUGGUGUCCUCAUCUUCUAUGCUAUAUUCGGCGGCACAGUUGCAGGAACCUUCUGGACGACUAUUGCCCCUGUCACCGCCGAAGUUGUCGGCUUGCGCAAUGUUCCUGCUGCAUUGAACAUCUGUUGGCUGGUCCUCGUAAUUCCUUGUACUUUCUCCGAGCCUAUUGGACUUGAGAUUGUGUCUUUUGACGGUGGAUACCUUGGAGCGCAAUUGUUUACCGGGUUCAUGUAUGUGUCUGCAGGUGUGUGUGCCCUUUUCCUAAGAAGUUGGAAGAUUGCCGAAGUGGACGAAAUUGAGGGCCUGCAGGAUGUUGGUAAUGUGGAUGCUGUGGCUAUCGAAACAAAAGUCGCGGAAAGCGUCAAAGAAGUUGCAAGAAAGACGGCGAGGAAACGGCUGCUCGGUUGUAUCUUCAGAUGGAAGAAGGUGUGA
Molecule: messenger RNA, 1470 nt
Organism: Aureobasidium musti
Lineage: Eukaryota; Fungi; Ascomycota; Dothideomycetes; Dothideales; Saccotheciaceae
Source: the annotation of a GenBank genome assembly